AUGGCGGAGCUUCCGAAGAUCAGAAUUAAGACGCAUUUGCCCACCCGGCCGUUCCCACCCAAUGCGGAGAGGAAACCCAUUCGCACGGAGCGUCUCCUUAUACGUCCGUUUACUGAGGACGACCUCAAGGGGAUCUAUGCCUUACGUACUCAACCGGAAGUUAUGUAUUUCACGGCGGUUGGUCGAAUUGAUCCUAGUAAGGAUGAGACACGGACAUCGUAUUUAGCCCGCUAUCUACCGCCUAAUGAUAUCCGAACCUACCACAACGUACUUUGCCUCGCAUCAACCGGCGAAAUAAUCGGGACGGGUGGGAUGCCGAAAGUUGAUCUAGUCUUCGGAUGGCCCGAGAUUGCUUACAUGCUGAAGAGGGAAUAUUGGGGACAGGGAUACGCUACCGAGUUCCUGAAGGCAUUCACCGAGCAUUGGUGGACUUUACCGCGUUCAGAAGUUGAGGUUGAGGUUGCUGCAGAAUCGGUGCAGGUGAAUGGGUCCGAAGAGGUGCCGGAAAUGUUGUCAGCUAUGGCUGAUGACAAAAACCCAGGUAGUAAGCGCGUCCUGGAGAAAGCUGGAUUUAAAGAAUUUACAAGGUGGAUUGAGCCUGAUACACGGGAGGGAGUUACAGAUGGUAUUACUCUUGUUGGUUUCGUUCUUAAGUCGCCCGGCCGAAAAGACUAA
This is a messenger RNA of Daldinia caldariorum, 675 nucleotides long. RefSeq names its product acyl-CoA N-acyltransferase. The transcript has a single exon. The record is from RefSeq and is a predicted model, not a curated record. Gene Ontology annotation, molecular function: acyltransferase activity, transferring groups other than amino-acyl groups. Lineage: Eukaryota; Fungi; Ascomycota; Sordariomycetes; Xylariales; Hypoxylaceae. Bases 1 to 675 code for a protein of 224 amino acids.